Durusdinium trenchii is the source of this 351-nucleotide messenger RNA. NCBI's taxonomy places the organism in Eukaryota, Dinophyceae, Suessiales, Symbiodiniaceae. The record is from the annotation of a GenBank genome assembly.
AUGCUGGAGUUGAGAUUGGAGGAAAGGAGUGGUCCUUUGGUUAUGCGCCAGUGGGCUCGGGGGUGCAUUGUUCAAGCCCUCGACAGCAUCCCCAACACAAUUUUAGAGAGACCCUUGUGCUGGGUACAACAACUUUGUCGAGAACAGAGGUAUCCAGGGAAUAGCUACCAUUUGAUCCGCUGCAACUGCAAUCACUUCGCAUCUGAUCUUUGCAGACGUUUAGGUGUUGGAGACCUCCCGGCCUGGGUGGAGCGGUUAGCCUGGAUUGGUGAAUCUUUGCUGGAAGCGUCUGAGGGGCUGGAGCGCUUCCGAUGUGUGGUCGAGGAUGCAACCGCUGUUGCAAGUCAUUGA